GGUUAGCAUACACGUAUACGUGUAUGUAUGUGCAAUAAUAUAACACAACAUAAUACAUGUGAGGGACCGGUAUGGUAUGCGCACGCACAUUGUUAUCCCUAUAGUUCACCUCACUGCCGUCAGUGCAUGUUAGUCUCACUGUUUCUCUCCUUGGUGGUUUGCCUUUGAAUGCCUUUGAAAUCAAAAAGAUAAGGGGCGGCACCAGUACUAACAGCAGCUCUGUACACAAAGGAACAACGAAGCACAAUGGAUCUUAUGGAUUUAUUUAGGCCAAAUAAGGAAAUCAAAAGAGGUCCUUUAAGACCUAGAAAAUCAAACUAUGCACCAAGUGAAUGUUCAGCUGCUUCAAUAGCUUCUUCUAUUAAACCAUUAGUAAAAGAAAACAAAGAAAAUGGAACUGAUUAUGUUCAAAAAUACGUGGAGGAAGAGAAAAGAAAAGCACUAGAGGCAAUAAUUGAUUGUAACAAAAAUGAGCAUAAUUUUGAUAUGUUGUCAAUUGGUACAGUUCCUACGCAUAUAGGAACUGAAGUUGAUGCAGAAGAAUUAAAUAAAUUUUACAGUACUUUUAAUUUUGAACAUCGGCCUAAAGAUAGUCUUCCAAUAAAUCAAAGUAAAGAUGAAAUUGUAGGGAAUAUUCAAACUCAUGCUAUUACCAUAAUUGAAGGUGUCACUGGUUGUGGUAAAUCAACACAAGUUCCACAAUUCAUUUUAGAUGACUGCCACAACCGCAGACAAUUUUGCAAUAUAAUUGUAACUCAACCCAGAAGAAUAGCAGCAUUGAGCAUUGCAGACAGAGUAUCAAAGGAAAGAAAUUGGCCAUUAGGAUCACUUGUUGGUGUUCAAGUUGGAAUGUAUAAAAAUAUAUCUAAAGACACAAGAUUAACUUACUGUACAACGGGAGUUCUAUUGCGAAAAUUGAUAUCAGCUAAAAAUAUGUUGGAAUUCACACAUAUAAUAUUAGAUGAAGUUCAUGAACGUGACCAAGAAAUGGACUUUCUUUUAUUGGUUAUAAGGAAACUACAAAGGAGUAAUUCAAGAAAUGUUAAAAUUAUUUUGAUGUCAGCAACAUUUAAUGCAAAAAAGUUCUCAGAGUACUUUUCUAUACCUACUGUCAGUGGAUUUGUUGCAGCACCUAUGAUAAGUAUUCCAAAAAAGCGCAACUUCACAGUUCAAAAUCAUUAUUUGUGUCAGUUGGAAGUUCUAGGAACUCUACCUGAAGUUGUACCAUCUGAUCCAAGAGUUUCAGAAAAGAUGAUGUUGUUCUGUAUGAGAUUAGUAGAUGUUUUUGAUGACAUCGACAAAGGAACUGAAUAUGACGAUGACGAUUUAGAAGUUGAUGGUGAAAAACCGCGUCAUGCAACUCUAAUAUUUUUGCCUGGCAUAUGGGAAAUUGAAGAAAUGCAUAAUCUUAUGAAUAAUGAAGCCGAAGCUUCAAAAUGGGACAUAGUUAUUCUACAUUCUAGCAUCACUCAUGAAGAACAGAAAAAAAUAUUCGAUGCGCCGCCAAAAGGAUAUCGUCGAAUCAUUUUGUCUACAAAUAUUGCUGAGAGUAGUAUCACAAUAAAUGAUGUUAAAUAUGUUAUUGAUUUUUGUUUAACGAAACAGUUGAUUACGGAUCCUGGUACUAAUUUCCAAUGUUUAGAGUUGACUUGGGCAAGCAAGGCUAACUGUGAACAACGUUCAGGUCGUGCCGGACGUCUGAUGGAUGGUAGAGCUUAUCGUCUUAUUUCAAAAUAUUUUUACGAUCAAUUGCCUGAAGAAGGAGAUCCUGAAAUUAUGCGCGCACCUCUAGAAAAUGUUGUAUUGCAAACGAAACUUCUUGACAUGGGUGAGCCGAGAGCAGUUCUCGCUUUAGCCAUUGAUCCACCGGAUUUGAAAAAUUUAGAGCGUACUAUAUUGCUGCUGAAGGAGGCUGGUGGUCUACUAGAUAAACCUGAUACUCACAACAAAUUCGACGGUGAAUUGACGGAUCUUGGACGAGUAAUGGCUGCUCUGCCAAUUGACAUUCACAUCGCUAAACUCAUAGCUCUGGGCCAUGUAUUCAACGUGCUCCGAGAUGCAAUAAUAAUGGGCGCGUGUAUGUCGUUGAAAAGUAUGUUCAGUAACCCAUUCCGUAAUCGGAUGGAAGCUUACAGUGCAAAAGUUCAUUGGGCUGAUGGCACGACUAGUGACAGCUUAGCUUUUCUUAGUGCUUAUCAUGUGUGGCAGCGUGAGAUCGCAGCUAAUCGUUUCAGAAGGAAGAGCCGUCAAGAGCUCUCUUGGGCUCAACGAAACUACAUACAGAUCAAGGUGAUGCACGAGGUAGACUACCUAGUAGGCGAACUUAGUAAGAGACUCGAGCGCCUAGGAAUCAAGGAGACAGUGGGACCAAACAAAUUGGUCGUCGACGAUGUUGAUCGUGGUUUAAUUUUGAAAAUUGUCCUCGCCGGCGCUUUCUAUCCAAACUACUUUGUGAGGAAUCAGUCGCCAGUCAUCGAUCCAGAUGAGACGCAAGGAACUCGUGCUCUUGGAGGUUUGGAUCCAUCCAGAACUGUAUUCCUACAAGGCUGGAAACCUGAUCAGCCGGGAAAGCUCUAUGCUAAACGCAUUCAAGAGGUCUUUAGAGGUGUAUGCGAAACCACUUACAAGCAGACGCUUGUUGAAUUCGAUGGAUCGAUGCGGGUUUACAUAAUGUUUAAUGACGAUAAAAUUUAUGGCGACAGUCAGAAACAAACCGACAUACCAGGCAACGUUUCACUAUCAGUUUACAAGGCCCUCAAACUCCGAAAAAUGGGAACUGAAAUAAAAAUCGACGUUUUAGAUUCAGCGAGCUCUCAGCAGAGAGCUCGUGAGCUGGAAAUCGAUACAAAUGCCUGCAGUAUGUUCUUUAACGAGGAAAAUUACGAAACAAUGAAGAGAAUUUUGCCAAAGGCAUUGCCUCAGCUUCCUGGUCUUGAUGAGAACAACAUUCAAAUAAAAAUCUCCUACUUCAUAAAUCCAAGUCAAUUUUGGGUUCGCAUUGCAGACGACAAAGACUUAGAGCACAAGUACGACACGAUACGUAAAUUCUUAAAUGAUUCAAAAAACAUAACACUAACAAGAUUUGAGGAUGAACCAAGCGUCGGCGCUUUGGUAGCCGCUCGCUGGAAGAAGGACAACAAAAUCUAUCGAGUCGUUAUUGAGAGUUUUGACAAGAAAUCUAGCGAAUUGCUUGCCAAGGUGCUGUACAUCGACCACGGUUUUCGUGAUACUGUUCGAGUUAAAGAAUUGAUGAGAAUUCAACCGGAUCAUUUAGCGGCUACAACUCGAGCUUUGGCAUUUGAGUGCUGCUUAUCCGAAAUCGAGCCAUCUAAAAAGAAAGAUCCCAAGGGUUGGAGUAGGGAGGCUUGUCAGAUAUUCUGCAGUACAGUAAAAGAGGCGAAACAGAUCUACGGCAGCAUAUAUUCCGUCGUCGACAGUAUUGUGCACUUGCAACUGUCUACUAACCUUGACGACAAUUCACUACUCGAUGUCAAUAAACGUCUAGUGGAUUUGAAUUUGGCUGAGGUCGCCGAGGAAAAUUACUUAUCAAAGUAUAAUCAUAAAUUGCGCGAACAGAUUAUAGAUUAUGAAGCAAAACAUCGAGAAUACCUUGAAUAUUUGCAGUAUGACAAGAAUUUCUUGAUCAGUACUUAUCCGGAUCCUCCUCCUUUAGAAGAUUGUAGGUGUGUCGUCACGCUUAAGGGACCUAAUUCUCCACUCGAGAUCGCUCUGUCGAGUCUUGCUAUAGUGACUUCGGCCACGAAAGUUAAUAUCGAGGGAAAUUCCGUCAAUUCUAUUCUAAUCGAUACAAAUCCUGAAGAUCCACAUGAGCGUCUUCUCGUUGCCGCUCUGGUCAGCCAAAACCAAAGCGGCACACAACUAACACUACGCAACACAACUCUUAUGCCCAACAUACCUGGUUUAACGGCACUCAUGUGUUUGAUCUUUGCUCCUAAGAUCGAGCUGAGACGAAGCACUCGAGGCAACCAGUACGUUGGUGCUCUUUGUGGUCUCGGUUUUGAUUCCAGAACUGGCCUGUCGUUAAUGCCAGAACACGAUAUGGAAGUUUAUUUUGACACUGAGUUUACUAUUGAAGAUUUGCAGAAAAUCAACAGGCUCCGACAUUGGAUGAAUAUGGGCAUCUGUGUACAGACCGAUCAGAUCGACGACCUCGCCGAGCAAGCAGUUCAGUGUCAACGCAAAGUUUACGAUCUAUUAAACUUAUUGAUUUAUCGUCAAACCAAGUCGCAAAGUCCAGAAAAAAUUUCGAAUUUUGACAAAUGGGGGCUCUACGACGAGUGCUUAUUUUUACAGCCAACCAAAGCUGUAAUCAAAGAAGAUAGUAUUUAUCCAUUGCAUAGUGCUCUGCAAUUAAAUAAAGUAGAUGAAGUAGCCGAAGAAAUGAUAGCUCAUGCUCGAGCAUUGCGAUCACUAGCAGUAUCGGAUUCCAGACUGAGUAGAACUGAAGAAAAUAUGACCAUAUAUUGUAAAAUAUGUGAAGAAGAAGUGCUUGGCCGUGAAGCUCUCAGGCUCCACUUGUACAGAAGCUCUCAUAGAGACUCAGAAAAAAAGUAUGGUUUCAAGAUAUAAAAUCAACUGAUUAGUCAAUACUAUAAUGUUCCUAUGUUUUCUUUCGCGAAAAUAUCUCAUUUUACACGAUGGUAGCUGACGAUUGUUCGAAUUAAUGAACGAAAUAUUUGAUAUGGUAUUUUUGAUACUAAUACUGUUUAAUUUGAAAAAAAAAUAGAAUUAUAUUUUUUUUUAAAGCCAAGUUAAUCAUUAGUAGUUAAUAGUGCGUUAUCAGCAAUUUUGAUGAUUGUUUCGUUUUAAGAACCAAAGUCUGUUUUUACUUUUAAGGCCUGGUUCAUUAAUAGUAGCUGGCAGUUUUUAAGACAA
Messenger RNA from Phymastichus coffea, 4896 nucleotides. It is a transcript of the gene spn-E, whose product is annotated as probable ATP-dependent RNA helicase spindle-E. NCBI's taxonomy places the organism in Eukaryota, Metazoa, Arthropoda, Insecta, Hymenoptera, Eulophidae. Bases 247 to 4590 code for a protein of 1447 amino acids. Gene Ontology annotation, cellular component: intracellular anatomical structure. The record is from RefSeq and is a predicted model, not a curated record. Gene Ontology annotation, molecular function: ATP binding; RNA binding. The transcript is spliced from 10 exons.